Messenger RNA from Prunus armeniaca (apricot), 210 nucleotides. Lineage: Eukaryota; Viridiplantae; Streptophyta; Magnoliopsida; Rosales; Rosaceae. The record is from the annotation of a GenBank genome assembly.
AUGUCAACUUGUCAAUGGGGGUAUAUUGGAAAAAUAGAUAUCUUGAACUUGUUUUGCAAGAAAAAUUCCAAGAUGAGUUUGUUUCAAUUGACCUCAAAGUCAAGCCCCAUAUUGAGUAUGGAAUUGGGCAUCCAUAACCAUUCUCACGGUCAAGGUGGUAUGGUCAAUGAAGUCACCCACCCAAUUGGGAAUGAUGGAUCAUGGGGGUAA